Coffea eugenioides is the source of this 1407-nucleotide messenger RNA. Its product is annotated as cytochrome P450 82A3-like. NCBI's taxonomy places the organism in Eukaryota, Viridiplantae, Streptophyta, Magnoliopsida, Gentianales, Rubiaceae. Gene Ontology annotation, biological process: defense response to other organism. Gene Ontology annotation, molecular function: heme binding; monooxygenase activity; iron ion binding. The transcript is spliced from 2 exons. The record is from RefSeq and is a predicted model, not a curated record. Bases 1 to 1407 code for a protein of 468 amino acids.
AUGGCUGAGAAAUACGGCCCUGUCUUCGCCUUACGCAUUGGUAUGACACCAGCCCUUGUCGUGAGCAACUGGGAAUCGGUUAAAGAUUGCUUUACCAUCAGUGACAAAGCCCUUUCCUCACGCCCUGAAUCAGUUUUUGCUGAAACUCUUUGUUUUGGCAAUGCAUCUUUUGGUUUUGCACCGUACGGUCCCUAUUGGCGCGAGAUGCGAAAGAUAGUUUUUCUUGACUUACUUUCAACUCGGGGGCUUGAGAAAGUCAGGCAUAUCCGAGUCUCAGAGGUCGAUAAUACCAUGAAAGAACUGUUCUCAAUUUUCAGUAAGGCCAACAAUGUUGGUGGGAAAAGUAGUACAAGAAGUCCAGCCAAAGUGGAAUUGAGGAAGCUGUUCGAGAAAUUCACAUUGAAUCUUAUUGUGAAGAAAGUUUCUGGGAUGAGAUACAGUGAAACUGAGGUUGGCACAAAUAAAGAUGCUCAAUUCCAGAAAGUUUUUAAGGCACUUGUACACUAUGCCGGGCAAUUUGUUUUGUCCGAUAUGAUUCCAAUUCCAUUUUUGAAAUGGCUUGAUAUAGGAGGGCACAUUAAGUCCAUGAAGGGGUUCGCGAAAGAGCUUGACGCUGUUGUUCAGGAUUUGUGGGAUGAGCAUACUCAGCGAAGGAUGAAUAGUGAGACAAUAGAUGAGAAAGGCUUCAUAGAUGUGUUGCUUUCAAAAAUCCAAAGCGAGUCUGUGUUUGGAUACUCGAGGGAGACUGCGAUCAAGGCCACAAUCAUGACUCUGAUCGUAGGAGGGUUUGAAAGCACAUCAACACACUUAACAUGGCUCAUGUCCCUGUUACUAAACCAUCCACAUGUCAUGAAGAAAGCGCAGGAAGAGAUAGAUAGACAUGUUGGUAAAGACAGAUGGGUAGAAGAAUCAGAUAUCAAGAGUUUGGCCUACAUUCAAGCUAUUUCGAAAGAAACACUCCGCCUAUAUCCACCACCUAUAUCCGUGCCACGCCGAGCCAUCGAAGAUUGUACCGUUGGCGGAUACCUCAUUCCUAAAAAUACUUUAUUGUUGGUGAACGUGUGGAAACUGCAUCGCGACCCAAGAGUUUGGUCGGAACCAGAUAAGUUUUUACCAGAGAGAUUCUUGAAUAGUUGCAAUGGUCCCCGAAAGAUGCAUGACGAUGGCUAUAGCCUCGAUUAUGCCUUCACCCCUUUUGGCUCUGGAAGACGAUCAUGUCCAGGAAUGCUAAUGGCAACACAGGUGAUAUACUUGAUCGUUGCCCGACUGCUGCAGGGUUUUGAAUUCACAACCCCAUCAAACUUACCAGUGGACAUGACUGAAGGUUUGGGUACGCGCUUGUGCAAGACUACUCCACUGGAGGUGCUCAUCAAGCCACGCCUGCCUAAUCAUGCACUUUAUGAAUAA